AUGGAGGCUAUGAAGCCCAAGUUGAAAGUGCUGAAAAAGCGUCGCUCCAGCCUUUUUGCGACCAUAAAACGGGAGAUGAGCUUUACGCAAAGCAUUGAAGAACAGGAAAGUGAAUUCCCUUUUUCACAGGACAGCUCUGUGAAAGCAUGGACAUCUAUGGACAACCUUGACGCACCUGAAGAGAAAAAAGGUGCAAGAAAAGAUCAGAAAAAAAUUACACCCAACCCAAGGAAAUCGAACAUAGUCAACCUCAACAUAGGAGGAAAGGUGUUUCACAUUCCAAAGCAUUUGGUUCUCAAAUACCCCAAAACCAGGAUUGGAGUCCUUGCCCUCUGCAACGAUCCGGUGAAGCGUCUGACACUCUGUGACGAUUACAAUGUUCAGAAUGACGAGUUCUUUUUUGACAGGGACCCCAUGUUUUUCCACUACAUCUUCCACUUUUACUGCAGUAAUGUCCUGUGGGUGAUGGACAGUCUGUGUCCUGUCAACUUUGAGGAGGAGAUGUCAUUCUGGGGGUUGAAACUGAAGGACACUCCAAGGUGCUGCCGCAUUCUGUUUGAGGAGAAAGUGGAUGACAUCAGAGACCAGCUGAAGGUGAACCAGGAGCUGCUCGACGAGAUUAAGCCUCACCAAGAUGGCGAGGGAUACAAGACCAUGUUUCUUGGAGACUUUCGGAAGAUCCUCUGGGACUUGAUGGAGAAUCCUUACUCCUCUCUAGGAGCCAAAGCCUUUGCUGUGUUUUCCAGUCUCUUUGUGCUUAUCUCUAUUGUUGCCAUGACACUGAAUACAGUAAAUGAACUCAGGCAGUAUAAACUUGGUGGCAAAACCUACAUGGAGUGGAUAGAGGUUUCCUCCAUCCUUUUCUUCACCUUAGAGUACUUUUUGCGGUUAUUCACCACAUCCAACAUCAAACAUUUUGUGAAGAGUGCCCUCAACUUUGUUGAUGUGGUGGCUGUGAUGCCCUAUUUCCUCCAGAUCAUUUUUGAGACAUUUGUUAUGGAUUCCGAAGACGUCAGCGCAAAGGAGGAUUUAAAGGCCAUGGCGAGGGUCAGUAAAGUCAGCAAGGUGCUCAAGGUCGUCAAGUUGAUGCGCAUCUUCCGAAUCUUGAAGCUUGCCCGUCACUCCACAGGCAUGAGGGCAUUUGGUUUUACCAUCCGACAGUGCUCUGAGCAGGUGUGCUGUCUGUUUCUGUUCAUUGCCAUGGGCAUCUUCACCUUCUCUGCUCUGAUGCACUCUGUGGAGGUGGAUCAGCCUGGGACACCUUUCAGCAGCAUACCAGACGCCUGGUGGUGGGCUGCGGUGAGCAUCUCUACUGUUGGCUACGGCGAUGUCGUUCCUAUCUCCUAUCUUGGCCGCUGUGUGGCGUUCGGCUGCAUCUCUUUCGGCAUCAUCCUCAACGGCAUGCCCAUCUCCAUCCUGUUCAACAAAUUUUCCGACUAUUAUGCCAAACUGAAGGAACAGGAAUACACAUAUUCAAACACGGAGCGCUCCUUCCAGCUCAAGAAACGUCUGCGGCGCAAGUUUGACAGCUGCUUUGAACCCCCGCCAGAGGAGUCCGAUGACGAGAUACACUAUCGGCCCAGUGGAAGGCAAACUACCUUCGACAGCGAUGAUUUCUCAACCCACUAGUUACAACCUCGCUCACCCUAAAUGGCCUUAUCACCCAUGGGUCUAGAAACUGUAAGACCCAUCUGCCUCCGACUCUGAGGUCUGAGCUCAUGUGAAGAUAAACAAUCUCGGGGAGGGGGGUCAAUGGGGCGAUGGAAGCAGCAGCAAGUUGAGAUAAGCUUUAAGCUUCAGCUUUACAGUAGGUGCUGUGUGCACGCUAUGUGGGAUGACUCCUCUGUCAAAUGGACAAGAACCUCCUGCUGGACGGCUUGUUAUCUGUUUCCAAAAAUAGCACUCGGCCGAAACUAAUUCUGACUAAACCGAGAUAGAUGUUUGAUUCAGGGAGCUCAAGUAGUUACAUUAUCAACAAAGCAAUGUCAUACUCUAAUCACUUUACCGGGAGUGUGAUGCUUGUGAAGAACUGUUCUCAUUGGAAGUGCUAUUAAUGGACUGUUUUCGACAACUACAUGGUCUCUUACAUUUUACUUUACAUCCUUGAUAUUCUGCAACAG
Molecule: messenger RNA, 2120 nt
Organism: Epinephelus moara (kelp grouper)
Lineage: Eukaryota; Metazoa; Chordata; Actinopteri; Perciformes; Serranidae
Product: potassium voltage-gated channel subfamily V member 2
Exons: 4
Coding region: 1-1629 (542 amino acids)
Biological process (GO): protein homooligomerization; potassium ion transmembrane transport
Cellular component (GO): voltage-gated potassium channel complex; membrane
Molecular function (GO): delayed rectifier potassium channel activity
Source: RefSeq, a predicted model, not a curated record